CCCCGCCCCCCCCCCUCUCCCUCCUCUCCUCCUUUAUCCUUCUCCUCUCCCCCUCUUUUAUCCGAGUGUUUGUGGUCCCCACAUUCCCACAGCAGCUCUGAGGCGUGCAGCGUCACAUGGUCCUGAGAAAAACACCAGUCUCCUCACCUGCCAAAUAUUCUAUUUUAUUCACCAGCUAGCAAGUGUCUCCGGUCACCAUGAGUGUCCUGCCAUGCAGUCUCCUCCUCCUCCUCCUCCUCUGCCUCCCCGCCAUCGCGGAGGCCAAGCGGCAGCCCGGCGAGGGGAAACCGGACAAACCCCGCCAGCCCCCACCGUCCCCCCAACCAGCCAAGAGAGCUAGAAACCGCUCGGUGCCGGGCUCCGGGGAGCUGACCACCAAGGAGGGCCACAGCUGCACCUGGCAGACGUCCGGCGAAGGCCUGGUCCGCCUGCUGGUGAACUGCAGCGCUGAAACACUGGGAGUCCAGCAGAGGUAUUGGUGCCGCUACGCCGGUAAACCCGACCUCUGCCAGGCCUACGGGGUGAAGUCCAGCCAGUACUGGAAGCAGCUGGUGGGGAAGCUGAAGAAGAGGCAGAACGCAUGCGAAGGAGAGAAAGUCCUGAAGGCUAAAACCUGCAAGAAGGCUCCGGCCGAGGCCCACAUGAAGCUGGCCCAACGCAGCGGAGACGAGGAGAGGAAGGGCGGGAAGAAGAGAGCGCCGCCGGCCGGCAAGGCCUCGGACGGAGGGAAGGCGGAGAGGAGGAAGAACAAGGAGCAGGAGGAGGAGAAAAAGAAGGAGGACUGGAUGGGGUUCGACGAGGAAGGGGUGGUGAACGACAUGGCGCCCGUGCAGACUUACUGCAACGGGGGGUGGCACUCCGUCUGCUCGUUCUUCGUCAAGUUUUUUGAGGGUUGAUGUGAAAGUUAUUAAGGAAAUGCGAAGCUGAUUUUUUGACACAUGAUGGUGCGAAUUCACAAUCUAAAAUGUUAGAAAACAAAUGUGUGCAGGAAACACCAGGCAGCUCAUUUCUAAAAGGUUUUCAUUUUCUCACCACUGAGCUGAUUGAGUACAAAGUACUCAAGUAAAUUUUACAAAACAAUUAUACUAAACCUGCCAACACUAAAUAAAAGACAUAAAUGUUCCUCCAAGUCCUCACACACUCUGCAAACUGUAUUUGAAAAGAGGAAAACGAAUCAUUCUGACUACAUUAACUUUGGAUCUUGUGUUAAUUAAGAAUUUUUUAACUUUAACUGUGUUUUUUUGUCUACAUUGUAGUUGAGCUGUUUCAACUUUUUGAAUAACUAAUAAAAAUAGUGUUUCGGUGAACAAUCAAUCAAUCAAUGACUGAUCAUCUCUGAUGAUGAUGGCGGUAAUAGUAGUAAUUAACAUCUUAUUUUCGUGGCGUUGAGUUAAUAUUUCCUGUAAACUUUGUGAAACUGUUCUGUAUGAACAAUAAAUCUGUUAAAUGUGA
Gasterosteus aculeatus aculeatus (three-spined stickleback) is the source of this 1452-nucleotide messenger RNA. RefSeq names its product fibroblast growth factor binding protein 3 (gene fgfbp3). Gene Ontology annotation, biological process: cell-cell signaling. Gene Ontology annotation, molecular function: growth factor binding. NCBI's taxonomy places the organism in Eukaryota, Metazoa, Chordata, Actinopteri, Perciformes, Gasterosteidae. The record is from RefSeq and is a predicted model, not a curated record.